Molecule: messenger RNA, 4974 nt
Organism: Fusarium tjaetaba
Lineage: Eukaryota; Fungi; Ascomycota; Sordariomycetes; Hypocreales; Nectriaceae
Product: ankyrin repeat domain protein
Exons: 12
Coding region: 1-4974 (1657 amino acids)
Molecular function (GO): protein binding
Source: RefSeq, a predicted model, not a curated record
AUGCAGAGUAAAAGGCCGCAAAAUAUUCUCGAUGCUGCUCAUAGCGUCUCACAGAGCGCUCUUUCCAAGAGAGAGAGAAGGAUACCCUUCUCUGAUAUCCCAUUAAUUGUCCACCAAACUUGGAAAACGACAGCGGUCGAUACUUGGGAUCCUAGAAUACUUCCUUGGGUUGAAUUGUGGCUGGAGAACUCGAUUUACGUCGAUAGUGGACCGUCGAUGGCAUACUUAUUCUGGGACGAUACAGGAAUGCGUGCGUUAGUGGAACAGUACGAGAACGACUUCCUUGAGCGUUACGACUCCCUCCUGACACCAGUUGAACGAAGCGAUGUAUUUCGCAUUUUAGUAUGCAAGCACUUUGGCGGAAUAUAUGCGGAUCUCGAUACUGAGCUCAUACGGCAUCCAGCUGCCUGGAUAGGCGGAUCUGAUAUGGCUACCUGGACAGACCCGCAAACAGGAACAGAUUACGGCUAUUAUAAUACGUCGGUAACACCAGACUAUGAAAUGCCAGUAGUCAGCCUUCUUUGGGGACUAGAAGCCGAUAAUGACCCAGAGUCCGAUGCAUACUGGCGCCGAAGCUACACAUACCCUCAACAACUAUCGCAAUGGGCAUUCGCUUCUGCUCCUCAACACCCAGUGUUCGAACGAUAUAUGGACAAUCUACGGAAUUAUACCAGAGACAACGAAACAGCGGCUCAGAAUAGUGACCCGCUCAAGAGGACUGGCCCUGCGGCUGUUACUCUUGCAACCAAAUCUUGGCUAGAGGACCAGAUGGGCUUUCGAUGGACCAGCCUGACAGGUUUCAAGGAUGGGGGAAAAUCUAAGUUGGUUGAAGACAUACUUAUUCUCCCUAUUACCGGCUUCCAUCCGAGUCACGGGACCCGUAACGACAUUAUGGGCAGAAAACCGAUGACAGACCCCGCGGCGAGAUUAUGCCAUCAUGGCACAGGAUCGUGGAAGCAUUUUAAUUUCGUGGGAGAAUACGGAAAGUCCCGUUCGAGCAGCCUAAAAACCUCACUUCAUCCUGAGUACAGCAGCAGAACCGAAAUGGCCGAAGCCCUCGGUAUCGCGUCCGGCGCCGCGGGCCUCCUGAGUCUAGCGAUAGAAGUCACCAAGCUCAGCUACACCUACAUCGCCAGCGUUAGGGGUGCGCCUAAAUCGUUAACCUCGUACAUUGCGGAGCUUACAACGCUCACCUCCGGUAUGCUACAGCUCGAAGACCUCAUUCGGACCAAGAGGUUCAACGUCCAGAAUAGCCAGACUCUCAGCAACGCUUUACACGACUGUCAACUGGAAAAUCAAGGCCAAGGUGGCUGCUUUGGCUUGGCCGUUGUCAGAAUCCGAGUUGCUGGACAAAGUUGCCGAGCUGUUAAGGGAAUAUCGGCUCAUUAUUUGUCAAUAACCAUGGCAAUUGCGACGAACAAAGAGCUGCAAGACAUUAGACAAAGUACUGAAGCAAAAGAAAUAGUCGCCUGGUACAAAUUGGAUGUCGCCAUUGAGGUUUUAACUUCUCAUCUGGACGAUUACUGCCCCUCCACAUGGCAGACAUUUCUAUCGGGCUCUUUCUAUCAAUCUUGGCGGAGCGGCUCAACACCCGUCGUCUGGGGAUACGGACAACCUGGUGCUGGAAAAACAGUAUUAACCGCCAUCGUUCUUCGGCAUGUCAAGUCUGAUAACGUACCCGGUACAGCCAUCGCCUCACAUUUUUUCAGCAGCAGCAGGCCCAAGGAAACAGUGAGCCUUGUCCUACGAAGCCUGAUCGCUCAAGCGCUCCGUGGCUGCCCUUCCAUCCCCCAAGAAGCAUCGGUCCUGUAUGAGAAAGGGUCUCAGAAUCUAAUGGUGACCGAUCUGAUCCAUGUCCUUGAGGCGAUUGCCAAGUCAAUGACCACGAUUAUCAUUCUUGAUGCACUUGACGAAUGCCCCUUCCUCCCCAAGCUUUUCAGCAUCCUGUCGAUAUUGCAGGAUCUGGGAGUGAGAAUCUUUGCAACAGCUCGGGAUCUGCCAAAUAUUAGGAAGCAUUUCGAGAAGAGGCCAAGGGUGGAAAUUUCUGCCACCAGACAUGACUUGGAUUUCUACGUCAACUACCGGUUGGAGCAUGGAGAAGUUGAUGUUGAGUCAAUUGGGACAGAAUUGAAGUCGGAUAUCGUAUCAGCAAUUGUGAAAAGGGCGGCGGGGUCGUUCCUACUUGCUCGGCUCAUCAUGGAUCACAUCACCAGCCUUCUCACCAUCAAGGAAAUACGAAAAGCUCUGAUCUCAUUACCCGCCAAUUAUGACGAGGCAUACCUAAGCACGUUUGACCGUAUAGUCAAGCAAACCCCUAGUCUGAGGGAACUUGCCUUGAAAUCAUUGAACUUUAUUUCUUACGUCAAGGAGCCUUUGCGACUGGUCGAGCUGCAACACGCCCUCAUUGCGGAACAAGGCAUGGCUGAAGUCGACUCUGAGGAUCUUCAUCCUUCUAAAGCCAUCAUCUCAUCAUGCCUUGGACUGUUUGUAGUUUCGGGACCGGAGAAAAUCGUCCAGUUUGUACACUCGACUGCGCGUAACUUCCUACAGAGUCGACCUGAAGGGAUGGAUAAGCGGCCUCAUCUGACGAUUGUUCGCAGUUGCAUCUCGUACAUGUCAACAAAUGAGAUGCGCCAGGGCCGCAGGCUAUCCCACGAAGAUGUCACUCAGCGUUGCCAAAAGCACCCUUUCCUCAACUAUGCAGCGAACUUCUAUGGCUAUCACGCUCAAGAAGUCCAAGAUGAAUGCUUCGACCAGCUUUCGGGGUUUCUUGAGAAUGAUGUUCUUCGGGAAAGCUCGUGGCAACUUUUGAACUUCAAAGCCCACCUCGAUACUUCUGUCUCCGAGUCUGUGUUUAAAUCUAGUCCCAGAAAUGUCCUGGCUCUGCAUGUGGCCGCAUUCUGGGGGUUUGAAACUUACAUUGAUCGCAGCUUGAGUUACACACGGCAGGGAACUCCGAGCACUCAGAAACAGAAUCUAAACAAGAGUGACUCUCAUGGAUGGACGCCUCUGCACUGGGCCGUAUCCAUGGGCCAUAAGAGUGUAGUUGCGACUCUUCUCAGAUCAGGAGCCAGUCCUGAUCUUCCAGAUCUUGCAGGAUGGACGCCAACAUUCUGGGCAGCUUUCAAGGGCCACGCAGAUAUAAUUGAAAUGCUCUGGCGCUAUGACAACGCUCCAUUCCGAUGCGAUAAUAAAGGACUCACUCCACUUCACUGGGCAGUUUCCGCGGGCCAAACCGAAAUUGUGAAGCGGCUUUUAGAUCUCAAGACACGCUUUGGACAGCAUGAAAAGUCACCAGUACUCUCACUGCCGUCAUUGGACGACUUGACGGUUGAGAGAGCUCGCGCCUUGACUACUAGAGCAAACCAGAGUCCUUUCAAAUUCUACUCGCAUGGCACAGAUAUCGAAAUGUUUUCCGCCAUCUUCAGCGCUCUAAAGCAGAGUUUUCGUGAGAAAGAAGACAAACCUCCGGAAAGGAAUGAAGGCUAUUAUACAUUUGAUCCGUUCCUUUAUGGGCCCUUUGGACAGAGUCUCAAAGCUGAUCACGGAAGAAGAGCGAGGCCAGACCGCGACUACCAGUGGGGAAAACCAGAUAUUGGAUUUCUUGAAUUUGUAGAUAAACUGCUGAUCCAUGCCACGCGGUCACAGGACUUGCCUAUAAUCAAAUUGGUAUUUGAUCUCAAGCUUGUGAAGGCCUCCGGGAUUGAUAGCCUUGCUCUUCUUCACGAAGCGGCAGCAUCUGGCUGGGUCGAGGGUAUGGCUGCCCUGAUCGGCCUAGGGGCAGAUGUCAACAAUGCGGAGAGAACUUGUGAUCAAACACCUCUACACAGAGCCUGUCGAAACCAACGUGAAGAAGCAGUUAACCUGCUCCUGGGCAUCGACAAGAUUGAUAUCAAUGCUCGAGACAGAAAUGGGCGAACACAAAUCAUGGAUCUCAUGACCGCCUCCUAUGAAGAGAAAGCAGUCACUAUAUAUAAGCUACUGGUUUCCGGAGGAGCUUCGAUCUCUAUUCAAGAUACGGAAGGCAACUCGCUUAUGCACUACGCCAUACGGACCUGUAAUGCUACAGUCGUACAAAUGUUGUGCACCGCCGGGUUAAGCAUAGAAUCUCCAAACAAAAGCGGCCAAUUGCCGUUGCACUGGAUGGCUCAUUGGAAAUACUUCGAUCUUCGGAAGCUCGUCACACCCGAUGAAGUCCAAGUUGUGAGAAAAAAGCGAAGAGAUUGGAUGAAGCUCGUCUUUCAGCUCUCAAGUCUUAGCGCCCUGGAUUCUGGAGCCUUUCUCAUCGCGGCCGAUACUCCCAUACAAAAUGAGGAGACUCGCUACCUUCAGGUCCUGCGCCAGACGGGUGCUAUCAACUGUGAAACGCGGUCGGGUCGUACCCUCAUCUACGAAGCCGCCAGACGAGGAAACACACGUCUGACACGUAGGUUGCUGGAACAUGAUGCGUAUCCGAAUUAUGUAGAUGACUUUGGUAGUUCCGCACUGCAUGCAGCGGCCAAGAAGCAAUCUCCAACAACGGUAGCCGUCCUCCUACAAGCUGGAGCAGAUGUCCAUCACGCUUCUGUGGACGAGUAUGGCUUCACAGUCACGGGUACACCGCUGCAUGUUUGUCUCAAUGCCUACAAUGGCUGUAAAGUCAAGAGCGAAACAGCCGAAACAGUUCGCAUCCUGCUGAGCUAUGGCGCCGACCCAAAUUAUGCAGCCGUCAAGGAUGACCAUGCAGAGACGAGCAUCUCACUCUGUCUCAAGGCACUGUGCCACUCAGUAUACUAUACCCGACUCGACGCGAUAGCUUCUGAAGAUUCAGAUUACCUGUUACUGGAGGUACUGAAAGUACUGGUUGAUGUGGGCACGCGAGUCCCCGAGAGCGCGGAUGAUAUCAUAGUUGGGGUUGUUGCGAAAAUGGGGGGCUACGAAUCACUGUGGGAGGAAAUGAGAUCGCAAUUGAUGCCAAGGAGGUCCAAUCUUUAA